Molecule: messenger RNA, 8410 nt
Organism: Lytechinus pictus (painted urchin)
Lineage: Eukaryota; Metazoa; Echinodermata; Echinoidea; Temnopleuroida; Toxopneustidae
Product: ubiquitin-protein ligase E3B-like
Exons: 28
Coding region: 99-3305 (1068 amino acids)
Biological process (GO): ubiquitin-dependent protein catabolic process; protein polyubiquitination
Molecular function (GO): ubiquitin protein ligase activity; protein binding
Source: RefSeq, a predicted model, not a curated record
AGUAUUAGGAGCGACAUCCAACGAAUUAUAUUUCUGUGGCGACAUCUCAUUCAUCCUUCCGGAUUGAUUAAUUUGUAAACAAACUCAAAUUCGUUAAAAUGUUUAGUCAAAAAGAUACCUCCAAGAAGUCCGAACUUUUGGACAAGGCGAAAUCCUCUCGUACUGAGCGUGCUCUCCUUCGGAAAAAAGACCAAUCUGUGGUCAAGAUACAGUCUCUCGUGCGAGGUUUUGUAUGCCGGAGGAGAUACAAGAGAGCCAUGUUACAGGAUAUUGACAAGAUUCUGGAUGCAAACCCUGGUAGCCCAGACAAUCCUGAUGCAAUCACACACUUUUUUCCAGCUGCUGAAGUUUAUACUGCUAUCAAGAGGUUCCUUUAUAUAUUUGAUGAGAAGAAAGAUUUAAAGAGGUUUGAAAAAAUCUGCAGAUACCUGACUGCUAGUAUGGAAUCAAGUAAAGAUGCAAAGGUGUGGUAUGUUUCACUGGCUCUUACCAAAGAAUAUGUGUUACCGUGGAUACAGCAACUCAAACAGAUACUAUGGCUUUGUGCAUCACAACUCAAGAAACUUAAGCCUGACUUGCCAAUUGCUGCCAAGAGCAUAGCCCUUCACCUUCACAUGCUCAUCACAUUCACAGAUACUGCUACAUGGAAGAUAUUUCAGAUACCAAAAGCUGACGCCUUACGAGCGAGCAUGGGACAGAUAUGUUCCAAUGUCAUGGGUCAUCUUGUUGCCAAGGGGCUGUAUCCUGUCAUCCAUACCUUGCUCAAGGAGGGCUUGACAAAGCGACAGCCCGCUCUGUCUCCGACGAUCCUUAAUGCGACCAUGGUCGUAGCAUGGAGACCUCUUGUAGCUGGGAAUUUCUCAUCCAAUCUACUCUGUAUCUUUAUCUCUCAUGUUCUCCCUGUGCCUGGCUUGUUCAGCCAUCUAUCUGUAGCUAAAGCAGAAAUGCUGACAGCGAUGAAGAACAGCGCCCUCUUGCCUCUUUGCCUGAAGUACCUUAGCACAGAAGGAGGAUGCAGGUCUAUCCUGUCCAUGGUGGAUGCUACUUAUUCUCUCUGUCUCCUUGCAAACAUGGUUCACCUAGCUCAUCUUGAUAAUGAAAGCCUGAUUAAUAAUCUACAGAUAUUCAUGAAUGUGACAACCACGUUAUUGAACCACUGCCAGGCAUUUGUUGGAAAGAAGAAGUCAAAUACCACAUCGUGGCAUCCUGUGUUAGGAUGGUUCUCACAGCCGUUCGAUAAUAGGUUACAGGAAGCCAUGGGCUUCGUGACCCAGCAAUUGCAGCAUCUUUGGGGUCAGACCAUACUUCAGACCUGUGUUCUGGGUGUGCUCAAAGGACCACAACCAGAUGAGGCCUCCAGUCAUUCAGACGGCAAGAAUCAAAAUAAAGGUGGCAAUAUUCUGAAGAAAUUGCAGCGCAUGACAUCAAAGCUGGGAAAUCAAAAGUCAUGCAAGAGCCUGAGCUCACAGGAAGUGAUCAUUGUUUGUUCUUUGUGUUCCAUGUAUCAGACUUCUCUUAGUACCCUGACAGAACUCAGGAGAGAUAUACUAACUGGCCUAAGUUAUCGGGACCUGCUCCUGCCCAGGCUGUGGAGAUUCAUAGCAGAACUAGGUCCUCAUGGUGGUCUCAGAGUGUUCCAGGACUGUUUGGCUAGUAGUCCAUCGGAACAGCAGUCUAUUCUCUCUGUGCUAAUGCUCUUCUGUGACAGUGCCAGCUACCUCAUUGCAAUCUUAGAUGAUGGAGAGUUUUAUGAUCAACAGAUUCCAUUUCAUCCUGAAGAUCUUCUAGCAGUGUCUUCAUUUCUCAACCUAUUCGUUUUCAAAGUCAUUUGGGAGCACAAUUUGGACGAGAAUCCCAAGCUGCAGAGUCUGUUCAACUCAACUCACACCCUACUAAUGUUGCUCUAUGAUAAGAAUUGUAGAAGACAAUUUGCUCCUUCCUCACAUUGGCUUGUCAAGGACUUGAAGAUGAGCUCGUUCAAGUCCGAACUGGAGAAAAGCUCAAAGAGAGCAGAUCUCAUCCUUCAAAAAAUACCUCAUGUCAUACCACACAGAGAGAGAGUGAUAUUAUUCAGAAAACGGGUGAGUGAUGAGAAGAAGACUCUAGGUUAUACAGAAUCCCCAAUGUCACAGCCGCACUCGACAUACAUCACAGUACAUAGAAAUAGGCUUGUUGAGGAUGGGUAUCAGCAGCUUGCAUCAGUGCCGUCUCAGUCACUCAAAGGCUGUAUCAGAGUCAACUUCAUCAAUGAACAGGGUCUUGAUGAAGCUGGCAUUGAUCAGGAUGGUGUCUUCAAAGAGUUUUUGGAAGAAACUAUCAAGACCGUCUUCAACCCUUCCUUAAACCUGUUCAAGACUACAGCUGAGCAGAGAUUAUACCCCAGCCCUACAUCGUACAUCAAUGAAAAUCAUCUUCCUCUCUUUGAGUUUGUGGGCAAGAUGCUCGGCAAAGCUGUCUAUGAGGGUAUUGUGGUGGAGGUGCCGUUUGCUCACUUCUUUCUGAGUCAGAUCUUGGAUCACAAUCACAGCACCCUCUACAGUCCAAUCGAUGAACUGCCCUCGCUUGACAAGGAACUCUACAAGAAUCUCACGUUUGUCAAGCAUUAUGAUGGUGAUGUGGCCGAUUUAGAUCUGGGGUUUUCAUUAGAUGAAGACUUCAUGGGGAAGCUUGUCACUCAUGAACUGAUACCAGGUGGGAAGGCGAUUACAGUCAACAACCAAAACAAGAUCAAGUACAUUCAUCUGAUGGCUCACUUCCGCAUGUGCCAUCAGAUCCGGGAUCAGACCCGUGCCUUCAAGCGAGGAUUCCUCUCCCUCAUCAACUCCCAAUGGUUAGCUUGGUUCUCUGGUCCGGAAGUCCAGAGACUCAUCUCGGGAGAUGUAAAUGCCCUGGACUUGAGUGAUCUCAGGAAACACACGCAGUACUACGGAGGUUUUCAUAAUUCCCAUAGAGUGAUCAACUGGCUGUUUGAUAUCCUCAGCAAUGACUUCAACAUCCAGGAGAGGGGGCUCUUUCUCAAGUUUGUGACAAGUUGUUCUAAAGCUCCUCUGCUUGGGUUUGCUCAUUUGGAACCACCAUUCUCGAUAAGAUGUGUGGAAGUCAGUGAUGAUCAGGACACUGGGGAUACAGUUGGAAGCGUACUGCGUGGCUUUUUACGCAUCCAGCGGCGCGACCCUGUCAGCCGACUGCCGACCUCAUCGACGUGCUUCAAUCUCCUCAAGCUACCAAACUAUCAAAAGAAGAGCACCCUGAAAGAGAAGCUGCGUUAUGCAAUCACCAGUAAUACAGGAUUUGAGUUAUCAUAGCAUUGCUACAAGUACACUACGUUUAGAUUGCUUGUAUGUUAUAGAAGGUAAAUUGUUGAUUGCUCCAAACAUCCUGUUUGGUUUGGUCUCAUCCCACAUGGUCUAAUCCUGGUCCGUCUCCAACAAUUUGAUCUACUAAUCAUCUGGCCUUAUUUCCAUUUACAUUGUAAAUUGAUUAAAUCAUGUAUGCUGAUUGGUUUGAAUAGCAUCAUGUGACCAAACAUAUUCUCACUAUGUUGUGAUGUUGGAAAUGAAACUCCCACUGAAGAAAAAUUGCUAUUCCGUGAUGUCAAUGAUGGAAUAGUGCACUAUUCCAUAAUUGACGUGCACUAAUACGCGUUCUGUGCGCUGAGGGCGUGGCUUCGGGAAAAAUAGGUCAGUCAGCGCAGCAGGGUUAUCUUGAUUCAGAUUAAAAAAGGAUGAACUACAAGUUCAAGAACGAGAUUGUCGAGAUCUAUUGCUCUAACUUAUUGAAGUAGGAUAUAAAACAAAUAUACCAGGCCUUUAUUUCGAAAGUAUAGAUGGAAUUAUUCAUCCUUGUUUGUACUGGCAAAAUUAGUAUUUCAAUGUGUAAGUAAUGGAUUGUUGUAACAUUAGGCAUUGCUGCCACAUUACCGGUUGUAACAGGGCCUCUGUUAGUGCAUUGUUAGCGCUAACAACAUUUCUGUGCGGUUAGGACAGGUCCAUAGUUCUACUCUGAGUGAGUGGCAGGUCAAUCACAUACAUACAAUUCAUUGACAUUAUGAUAAUCAUAUUUCACAGGUAUAACACCCCUCUCCCCACCCACCCUACUUACUGGUGUUGCAAAAUGUAAUACUAUUCUAUGAUGAAAGAUUGUAAGUAGCAUCAUUUCCAGUUGUCUUAUUUUUUGUAGAGUGUAAAUUAGACCAUCCUGGCACUAGACCAAAUGACAAUUAGAUUAAAUGGGAAUGAGAUCACUUUUAGUCUAGACCAAAGAGAAAAGUUGGAGUAGAUCAAAUGGGUUUAGCCCAUAUAUUAUUAGACUAUCUGAGAAACAGACCAACUCCUUAUAGACUAAGAGAAUGUAGACCGUACAAAUUUAAAUACUUCUCAAGCAACGUUAAAGCUUAUCCAAACAUGGCAGAUUUAGGCGGUGAGUUGUGAAAAGUUGCCCCCGAAAAUGAAACAUUUAUUUUUGCCUGUCGGAAACACGACCUGCCUAUAAAAUUAUGUAAAAGAUAUUCCUCUACAAUUUAUUAUAGAUAUUUUGUUAAAGAAAGGAUCACAUUUGUAGCAAUUUAGAUUAAUCACUGCUGGAGUGUGGUGGAAAUGCUAUGUAACCUUGAAUUUACCACUAUAGAUGAGGGUAAUUCAUCAAAUUAUAAGGAUCCACACCACGAUUUUGUGAAAAUAAUAAUGUACAUCAUUUUGUUUGGGCAAAUGUGAUAGUUUGCUUAGUCACUAAAAUGAAGAGGUGAUUAUGUGCUCUAUAUACCACAUCUGAAGCACUGUAAAGGAAGAAAACCAAUAUUUUGUAGUUCUUGCCAAGAAAGCAUGUGCAUGGAUAUCUAGGUCUUGCUUGAAAAAAUCAUUGUGAGUCACAAAUGAAUUUGGAUGUCAAAGCUUGUGAUGGAAAAAAAAUGAACCAGAAAGUUGAGCAGCAUUACACUUUUAUUUUACCUGUACUAGAAUCAUUCAUAAUGCGUUAUGACUCAUAGGCCGAAGUUAUCUGCGAAACCCCGGGGGGGGGGGGGGCCACUUACAUUGACGAAUGAAUACCAUGCGAGACAAAAGAACACGUAAAAAUGAUGUCUUUUUCAAGAUAGGGCACGUUACGUACGUAACGUAAUAAGGGUGUCAAAAACACUAAAAUAAUGAAAAAAGGGGUAUCUGUUUUCGCUAGGAACUACGUGUUUAGGGUCUAAUAUGCGAGGGUGUAAAAAAUUGAGACUAAAAUGUUUUAUAAAGGAUGUACUUUUUUCCCCCAAGAGUCAACACUACGUGUUUAGAGUACGAUUUGCGCGAGAUGUGGGAAGUGGGGCUGUACUAAACCCAAUAUGAUAUAGGUACAGACGACCGACGUCAGUGAUAUGACGCUGUACUUGUUUUGGGGGUCAAUACAGGGAAUAGUUGCCAAGAGUAUCGUUUUGUUUCCAAUACUUGUUAAGGGUAGGGUUUCACAUGCAAAUUCUUGUUAAGGGGUGCAUUUUCAGAAUAUUGAAAAUGCGUGUUAGGGUGCUCUUCGAGACCCCAUGGUCGCGCAUGGUAUCCACUCGUCAAUGGAAGUGGCCCCCCGGGUGCGAAACGCAAAUGUUCUAUCACCACGAGUGAUGAUUAAUGGGGAAACCACAUUUACAUUUGAUCAUGUGAUUGACGUUUGACCAAUCCCGUAAAAUUAUUUGUACUAUCAGGAAUGCUCACUGAUGUAUUAUUUUGCAUACUAACGAAAGGGUUUGAUGUUUAGAUACUCUCUUUUGUAUCUCUACAGCUAUUGCGAGUAACGGAAGAUAGAAUGAUAUUGAGAUGCUGAAAUGAGUGGCAAAAAGUGCAAUAAACAGUUCAUUUGUUAGAAGUAUUAGUAGCUUAUGUGUGAUGAAAUAUUGAUAUUCUGAUUAUAGUUUUUAACACAGAUUAUUUGAUUUAUUAUUCAUUAUUAGUGAUGUUUCUAAAUCAUUAAAAGUAAGAUGUCCUUGAAUUAUAAUAGUAAGAUUAUUACCAUAUAUAUUAUAGUUCAUAUGGCUCUAACCAUGGAGCGUAGUUGCAUAUUCCAUUUAAUUUGUUAUUCAAUCUACCAAUUAGUGCCACAGAUUUCAUAUUCUAUCAAUGUAAGCUUUUAGAUACUUGGUAUAGAUUUGUAAAUGAGGUUGUGAAGAUUUCUUUGAAUUAUUUAUUUUAAAAAAAUGUGUUGCUAAUGAUAGCACAAAGAUGAUGAGAAUAGGAAUCUGGGUUUGCAUUAUUUGAAAUAACACUGAAAUGAAUUAGUCUAAUUUAGUCAUACUCCUCUUAAUGAAUAGAUUUGUUAGUAUAAGAGAUGUUUAAAAGUAUUUCAGAUAAUAAAUAUACAGUAUAUUCCUGCAUCUAUUUGUAAAUUGAGAGAUAAUUAAGUGUGCCCUUCUGUAGUAUUUGUGAAUACAUGUAUCUCAAUAAACAUGACUUAAAUAUAGUUAUAUUCAUGUGGAAAAAAUGUGCGCUCUGAGAUCAUUUGUUGCUGUCUGUGUAUGAAAGAAAUUAUGCACAAAAGCGAUGUUGAUUCUCAUUUUGUUUAUUUGAAGGAUGAUAUUACCUAUACUAGCUGUUUUUUCCUGGGCAAUCAUUUCCAGAUAUUUCCAUAAUUUGCCUUCUCUUCUUUUGCAGCAGUCGGUCAAUAUCAUACCAUGUUUGCUCUCUUCUGGGUUUUCUCAUUGUCUGUAUGUGUGAAUUGUACAGCGGGCAAUACUUGUGAAAACCGUUGGAACCAGUUUGGGAAACGAGUUAGCAUAGAUAAUGCGCGGCACGGCUGUAUACAGUGCAUCAGUCUAAUUGCGCGGCAGUUACAUCACAGUUACUGAGUUACUACAUCAAGUUCAUGAAUAUCCUGAAAUCAGAAGUAGUGGCAAGCAAACAGGCGUAGAAGUUGUUCCAAAUAAUCGCCUGAAUUACACAUACGACUGCAGGUAAUAAUAGUAAUAUUGACUGGCUCCUUCUUGGGAACAUCAAAUGUAUUGCCCUUAAAGGAACCAUAUUAUCGCCCUCGUCGAAAGACUCUGGCCAAUAUGAUUCUGUUGCGGGCAAUAUAUUUGACGUUGCCCUCAAUGCCAGUCAGUAUUAUAUGAAUAUUCACAUCAAUUAAAUUUGUCUGCACUCAGUGAAAUUUGAUAUGUAUCUUUUAUAAUUUGUAUUGUUUUCAUAUUUUGUAUAUAUAUUGCACAUCCAUAUAUACUUAAACAAUUGAAAUACAUGUAUAAAGAUAUAUCAGAAGUUGUAUUAUUUUGUUACUGUGCUAUUUAUUUAAGUAUGAUACCCUUUUCCAUUCCUAGAAUGUUGCCAUUUGAAGUAUUCUGAUAAACAUUUUCAAACAUACUAUCCCCAAAAUAGUUAGCCCUUAUUGUGUGUAAUUUGGAAUAAAAUUAUUGGAAUUGCAUUUUCAGCACAUUUUACUACUUAUAGAUGUUUACAUUUGCUAGAAAACAGAAAAAAAUAGGAGCAAAUUGAGAAGUGUUUUUUAAGGGCAUUGUCCAAAUUAAGGAAAUUAUGUCAAUGAUGUUAGGGUCAAAGUUCACAAAAUGAUGGAAAAAACUUCAUCAAUUUAAAUCAAACCAAUGCACAUAUUUUUCAUCUUCAUAUUCAAGGUCAAAGGUUAAACAUGAAAUUUUAUAUUUCAUAUAAUGAAUUUAUAGAUAUGAGAAAAAUUAAGUCUGUUCAUUUAAUAUAUUGUCAUGUAGUCAUUGCAAAUAUUGAUUUUUUUCAUAUAUUGAGGGAUGGUUGCUGCUUCAGGGUUAAAAGUUUCAAGUUCAUUGGCCUUUGAUAGUGAAUGAAUUAGAAAAGACCAAAUAUGUAGCCAAUUUAAAAACAAUGUGGCCUAUUAAAAUGAAUAAUAAUAUUAAUGGGUUCUAAACCCCAGAACUCUAGUUCAAAUAUUGAUAAAAAUUAUCCAUUGAUCCAUACCUCUUUUUGUAAAAUAAAAUGAAAAAAAGAAGACCGUAUUAACAUCAUAUCAUAUGAAUUUCAUUGGGAUGUUCUUUCGCAGAUGAAAGAUGAUUUAUAGGCCUUUAUUAUGUCAUAUUUCACUUCAAAUUAAAUCUAAAAUUUGUAGAAGGAAAUCAGUUGAAUUGUUUAAAUUUACUUGUAAUUUUUCAAAGUUUUGCUUAUUUGUACAAAUGGGUAUAACAUGCACAUCGCAGGUGAUAUUCAAAUGAGAGAGCAUACUGAUGUCAAAUACUCAUUACAUUUUCUAUUAUAUGAAUAUAUGCACGGCAUGUCUAAUUGUAUGAUCCUCUAAUAAUGAAGAACUUGCUCUGGCACUUAUGAAGAUUUAGAAACCUCAUAAUUUAUAUUAUUGUGAUUUAGCGGAGUCCCUCUGUAUCAAUUAAAUAUAUACAUGGAAAUUCAAUAUUUAUAAUAUUAAUUUUAUAUCAAUAAAACAGCAGAAACUAAGUCAAAGGUUA